Messenger RNA from Lytechinus pictus (painted urchin), 957 nucleotides. Its product is annotated as galanin receptor 2b-like. The transcript has a single exon. The coding region runs from base 1 to 957 and encodes 318 amino acids. Gene Ontology annotation, biological process: G protein-coupled receptor signaling pathway. Gene Ontology annotation, molecular function: G protein-coupled receptor activity. The record is from RefSeq and is a predicted model, not a curated record. Lineage: Eukaryota; Metazoa; Echinodermata; Echinoidea; Temnopleuroida; Toxopneustidae. Gene Ontology annotation, cellular component: membrane.
AUGAAUGUUACUUCGGAACCGCCUCCACUCACCGACCCAGGAUCGUCCAGACUUGUAGCAGUGACCAUCUACUCCAUACUUGGCUCCGUUGGAAUCAUCGGCAACGGUCUUGUCCUCGUCGUGAUGAUUGCCGUCAAGGAUCUACGAAACAUCACCAACCUCUUCAUUGCCAACCAAUCCAUCAUCGACAUGACGACAUCGAUAUUUCUUUUCAUAACGUUCAUCGCUCCACAUCCCGCCGUACCGAAGCAGAAGCUGGCUGCCAAUUUCAUCUGCUCUUUCUGGAACUCGGGUUAUAUAUUCUGGGGGACCAUUAUCUCGUCGACUUACAAUCUGGUCAUGCUCGCACUCGAGCGGUACUUCGCAGUCAUGUAUCCGGUGGCUUACCGCAAUAAGUUCAGUUAUCGUCGUGCAGCUGGAGUCGCUGUUGCUCCUUGGAUCGUUGGCUUCGGGUUCGGCAUCCAUUGGAUGGUCGUCAACCAGCACGUCGAUGGUCGAUGCAUCGUCAAAUACGAAAGCAACUUUAUCAGGGGUUUCAUCGGUUGUCUAACCGUAAUCGUUGAGUUCGUCAUCCCUCUCAUCAUCAUUGCCUACGUCUACAUCAGAAUCGGAAAGCUGAUGAGACAGAGAGUUGAGGACGUCGGCAACCCAUCUACGGAAAACCGAUCCGACGUUACAACUGCCGAGCCAGGUUUGCCCAACUACCGAGAAAAGGCGCGAAAGAACGUGAUCAAAACUCUCCUUAUCGUCUGCAUAACGUACGUAAUUUGCUGGACCCCGAAUCAGAUUGUAUUUCUGUACUAUAAUCUCGGUGGGCCAAUUGAUCUAAAUGGUCCAGUAUUCUACGCGUCUGUCUACAUUGCCUUCGUGAAUAUGUGUAUCAAUCCAGUGAUUUAUACCUUCAAAUAUCGGAAGUUCCAAAAGGGUUUGAAGAAAGUGUUCAGAAUCAAAGCAUAG